ACUGCUGUGCAGUCCAGCUAGGGAGCAGUUUGUGUGUGUGAGUAAAUUGGUUAUAGACUCAAGCUUUCUGGAUGACUAUGAACUUCACCGCUAUCAAUGAAGGACCAGGAUACGAGACACCACUGGGGAACCUGCGCAGCCUGUCCACACCUUUUUCAAAGGUCAACGACCUCUGAGAAAGGAUCGAUCCAGUUUCAGUUGGAUUUGUCAAUGAAACUGAACUUUGAUUUAUCCGAUGUGUGCUUUUAUCAAGUGAAGAGAUGGCUAAGGUGUACAGGGUCUGUGUAGGAAUCAUAACAGCUCUGGCUUUGUGCAAAUACUCUCUGGCAGAGUGGAAUGUCACCGAGGAGUCUGCCAACCACACUGUGUCAGACUGUCAUCACCAUGGCGACAGAGUCAAUUGCACAGACGAUACAGGUCAGUGGAAUGGUCACUUCUCUAAGUGUCCCGAGGAACUGACACACUACUGCGUCCACGGGGACUGCCGUUACAUCAUAGAACAGAAGACACCGUCUUGCAGAUGUAUGCAUGGUUACAUUGGCUCCAGGUGUGAAUAUGUGGACCUGGACUGGCGGAUAGGAGAGAAGCGACACAUAAUAGUUGUUGGCGUCAUUGCCGGGCUCAUUUUACUCAUUCUCCUCAUUGUAUUCAUCUGCUGCUUUUCACACCGUAGGAGCAGAUUGUGUCGUUGGAAGAGGAGACGGAGCGAAGAACCAAUGAACGGAACAGAGAAACACAGCAUGAUGGACACAGCACACACAACUUUAGACUUAAAAGAGGCACCAGAAACCAACGCUGUUUAAGAGCUGAGUGUGAGCUCAUGUGCGACCACAAGUCUGGGGAAUUGUUGGGACCCAAGGGAUUUUGUCCUUUGAUGUGACAGCUGCUGCCCUCUGUCUCACUGUGUUGGUAGAGUGCUGCAAGAAGUCCAUCCUGUGCUGGAAGGGACUAAAGCCUGCUCUAAGGAUGGACAUUUCUGGAUAAAAUUUAUAUCUGGCUGUGUUAGCUCCAGCAGAAACAGAGACGUUUGCAGCCCUGUCUAAGACUUUGAUGAAGCUUUGGAACAGAGGAUGCCUUCCUGGAUUUUUGAUAAACACAAGCAAGAGAUGAUUGUUCAGCUGGUUCUGAGUUGGCAGGGAGGAUCUUUUUUUUCCAGUGGCAUGGAGCCACAUCCACUUGUAGCCUUUGACUUAGCAAUGCUGACUGCAUAGCACUGAAUAAUUUGUUGCUAUGUUGGAAAAAGCUGUGCCACCAGCUGGCAGCUGGUGAUAAUAGCUGAUCAGGUUAUUAGUGUGCAUAAUGAGUGAGUGAAAAGGAAGAGAAGGAACUGUGUGAAGACAUGCACUCCAUGUCCUUAGAAAACUCUUGUCACGUAAAUAAGUUAUUAAAUGUUUAGAAAGAUGCAGCUAAAGGGUGCCGUUUAAGAAAGCUUUAUCAUUGUGUCAUACUGUUUCUACUUUCUUUAUUGCAGGUUUGACUCACACAUGUACGAUUUUCAUAAUCAACCUCACAAAAAUCAACAGUUAACUUAAUUUAUUCCUCUUUUCAAAGCAAAGUCUCCACAUUAACUUACACAGAAUAUUGUUACUCAUCAACAUUAGCAAUGCAAGAAAAGCUUUCUAUAUACUAAAUGGUACAUUUAUGGACUCCAGAGGUUGGAGGAGGACAAGGAGAACUUGUGCAGAAGGCUUUUUUGAACUGUAUAUUUGGAGUGGAGCAGCGUCCAAGCUUAAGAGGCAGAACAGCAGAUCCUGUGUGUGGAGGCUCCAACGACGUGAAAGUGUUCCACUGUGCGAGACAGAUUCUAGACAGCCAGCCCCUCUCUAGAUUUCAAAUGUUUAUCUGUAUUAAGAUUAAAAGUAGGGUGAAGAGAGUUUGGAGAGAGUCAGUAGAGUCUGUUUAUAUGGCACCUUUAAUAAAUGAGUGUACUGUAAA
This is a messenger RNA of Notolabrus celidotus (New Zealand spotty), 1935 nucleotides long. RefSeq names its product betacellulin, epidermal growth factor family member (gene btc). Gene Ontology annotation, biological process: positive regulation of cell population proliferation; positive regulation of mitotic nuclear division; epidermal growth factor receptor signaling pathway. The record is from RefSeq and is a predicted model, not a curated record. NCBI's taxonomy places the organism in Eukaryota, Metazoa, Chordata, Actinopteri, Labriformes, Labridae. The coding region runs from base 261 to 803 and encodes 180 amino acids. The transcript is spliced from 5 exons.